CCCCACGUGUACUGUGUUGAUUGUCAAAGUCUCAGGGAGCCGAAUUUCCGGAAGCCGUGAGUUGUGGAAGAAGUUCCUGCACUUGAGUGCCCGGGUCUGUGGAUCCUCAAUUAUGAGCGCCCCCGGCGUGCUGUCGUUUACCCAGCAAGGCUGGGAGCAGGUGCUGGCCAAAGUGAAACGGGCUCUGGUUUAUCUGGACGCCACCUGCGCCGAGAGCCUGCACUGGGGUUGCGGAUCCACGCGGCUCCUGGAAGCAGUGGGGGGUCCUGCGUGUUACCUGCGGGAGUUCGAGCCCACCGCAGUUGGUGGCGGAGCCGACCAGCCCAAGGCGGUGUUUGUGUUGAGCUGCCUGCUGAAAGGCCGGACCGUGGAGACUCUACGGGACAUCAUCUGCCGCAGUCACUUCCAGUAUUGUGUGGUGGUCACGGCCGUGAACCAUGCUGUCCACCUGACGGCUAAUCACGUGCCGGCGGCGGCAGCGGCCGAGCUAGAGGGGCAGCAGCCGGUGUUCGAGCAACUGGAGGAGAAGCUGUGUGAGUGGAUGGGCAACAUGAACUACACCGCCGAGGUGCUGCACGUCCCGUUGUUGCUCGCCCCUGCUGCUCCCCACCUUGCCUUGACUCCAGCCUUUGCUUGCCUUUUUCCACUGCUACCCUGGGAUGUGCAUCUCCUUAACAGUGCCCGGCCGGACAAGAGGAGGCUGGGAAGCCUGGGUGAGGUGGAUGCCACUGCCCUGACCCCUGAGCUGCUGCUGCAGAUCAGGUGCCUGGUGUCAGGCCUCAGUUCUCUGUGUGAGCAUUUAGGGGUACGGGAGGAGUGUUUUGCUGUAGGUUCUUUCAGUCGGAUCAUCGCUGCAGAUCUGGCCAAUUAUGCCCCUGCCAAGAACAGGAGGAAGACUGCUGCGGGCAGGGCAUCCGUGGUCUUUGUGGACAGAACUCUGGAUCUCACAGGGGCGGUUGGACAUCAUGGAGACAACUUGGUAGAGAAGAUCAUUUCAGCGCUUCCCCAGCUUCCAGGCCACACCAGUGAUGUGAUGGUUAAUGUGGUAGAGCUCACUGCACUCCACACUGAGGAGGCGGGUCAGAACGUGGUAGCACCAGGCUGUCUUGCACAAUCCAGUGACACGGCAGCCAAAGCCCUGUGGGAAGCUUUACUGAACACCAAGCACAAAGAAGCAGUGAUGGAAGUCCGGAGACAUCUAGUGGAAGCAGCAAGCAGAGAAAACCUGCCAAUCAAGAUGAGUAUGGGGAGAGUCACUCCGGGGCAGCUCACAUCCUAUAUUCAGCUCUUCAAGAACAACCUUAAAGCUCUAGUGAAUCACUGUGGUCUCCUACAGCUUGGGCUGGCCACAGUUCAAACUCUGAAACACCCGCAGACUGCCAAGUGGGACAACUUUCUGGCUUUUGAAAGACUCCUUCUCCAGAGCAUUGGGGAGUCAACAAUGUCUGUUGUGUUAAGUCAGCUGCUGCCCAUGAUUAAGCCUUCAAACCAGAGGACCAAGGAUGACUACAGCCCUGAAGAGCUGUUGAUCCUCCUGAUAUAUAUUUAUUCCGUCAGUGGAGAGUUCACAGCAGACAAAGACCUGGGUGAAGCUGAAGAAAAAGUGAAGAACACAUUGGCUCAGGUCUUUUGUGAGGAGUCUGAAUUAUCACCUUUGCUGCAAAAAAUCGCAGGCUGUGACUCUUCAAUUAACCUGACAUUUCACAAAUCCAAAAUUGCCGUGGAUGAACUCUUUACUUUGCUUCGGGAUAUUGCUGGAGCUCGGAAUCUCAUGAAACAGUUUAAGUCUGUAUACGUUCCUGGAAAUCAUACCCACCAGGCAUCCUAUAAACCAUUGUUGAAGCAGGUCGUGGAGGAAAUAUUUAAUCCUGAAAAGCCAGAUCCGGUUGAUAUUGAACACAUGUCUUCAGGCCUCACCGAUCUCCUUAAAACUGGAUUUAGCAUGUUCAUGAAGGUGAGCCGGCCUCAUCCCAGUGAUCACCCUCUCCUGAUCUUCUUCGUGGUGGGCGGAGUCACAGUCUCAGAAGCCAAAAUGAUCAAAGACCUUGUGCCAUCCCUAAAGCCAGGAACCCAGGUCAUUGUGCUGUCCACACGACUCCUGAAGCCACUUAACAUUCCUGAGCUGUUAUUUGCAACUGACCGGCUGCAUCCGGACCUGGGCUUCUGAGCAUCUGCUAAGGUGAGACCUACCUGAGCUGGAAAUACCGAUACUCUUGUCUGUCACCAUGCAAGAUAUGCCUCGAAAGCCAGCGUCCCUGUUCCCAGUUGUGGGUGUGACUGAAUUCUGCCAGAAGGGUCUUGAUAACCACACAGCAAAGUACUUUGCUUGGAUUGCUGCGGUUCUUAGAAAAAAAAUUUUCUUUCAUUUUUCCUAAAGGUGUCAAACUGCCUUUCAGUUGGCCUAAUUCAUGAUAAUUCCCAUUUAUCCUUAACUCUCUGUGAUCUUCCUGAUUCCACCUGCAAGUUCAUUAAUUAUAAAUAAAUGCCCAUUGGCGUGUGUUACAAGC
Diceros bicornis minor is the source of this 2507-nucleotide messenger RNA. It is a transcript of the gene SCFD2, whose product is annotated as sec1 family domain containing 2. The transcript has 9 exons. The record is from RefSeq and is a predicted model, not a curated record. Bases 113 to 2167 code for a protein of 684 amino acids. Gene Ontology annotation, biological process: intracellular protein transport; vesicle-mediated transport. NCBI's taxonomy places the organism in Eukaryota, Metazoa, Chordata, Mammalia, Perissodactyla, Rhinocerotidae.